This is a messenger RNA of Prunus dulcis (almond), 852 nucleotides long. RefSeq names its product NAC domain-containing protein 104. Bases 175 to 810 code for a protein of 211 amino acids. Lineage: Eukaryota; Viridiplantae; Streptophyta; Magnoliopsida; Rosales; Rosaceae. Gene Ontology annotation, biological process: regulation of DNA-templated transcription; system development. The record is from RefSeq and is a predicted model, not a curated record. Gene Ontology annotation, molecular function: DNA binding. The transcript is spliced from 3 exons.
UAUAAGUAUCACCUUCAGCUAAAACUUCGUUUACACGCGAAUCAUCCAAAGCCUACCUAUAUACUCUCCUACUGCGUUUUUCUUUCUUCUUCUUCUUCUUCUUUGUUCUUGUCGUUUUAUUUUUAUUAUUUGUUAGUUUUUGUUGUUUGUUUUUAUGAUCUUGGGUGGAUCGUAAUGGGAGAUGACCAGUUUAAGCUCCCUCCUGGUUUUCGAUUUGACCCGACGGACGAAGAGCUUGUAGUUCAUUUCCUUCAACGUAAGGCAGCUCUCUUACCUUUCCAUCCCGACGUCAUUCCCGAUCUCCAUCUCUACCCAUAUGAUCCAUGGGAACUAGAUGGUAAGGCUCUACGUGAGGGAAAUAAGUGGUACUUCUACAGCAGGAGGACGCAGAAUCGGGUUACAAGCAAUGGGUAUUGGAAGGCAUUAGGCUUUGAGGAACCAGUGAUCACAAGAAGCUCUUGUAAUUCUACGCACAAAGUUGGGAUGAAAAGAUACUUGGCUUUUUACGUAGGAGAAGCUCCAAAUUCAGGCAUCAAAACUAAUUGGAUAAUGCAUGAAUAUCGUCUCUCUCCACUCUCAGCAGGAGAUGGAGCUUCUUCUUCUUCUUCUUCCACCACAACAAGAUCAUCCAAAAGAAGAGGGCAUCUCAAAACAGUUAAUAAUGAAUUUAGUGGAUACGUUCUCUGUCGAGUCUACGAGCAUGAUGAAGAUGACGACGACGACGACGAUGAUGAUGGGACAGAGCUUUCAUGCUUGGACGAGGUGUUCUUAUCUUUGGAUGACCUUGAUGAAAUAAGUUUGCCAAUUUAAUUAGCAUGGAGAGAGAGAGAGAGAGAGAGAGAGAGAGAGAGA